Messenger RNA from Mesorhabditis belari, 1374 nucleotides. Lineage: Eukaryota; Metazoa; Nematoda; Chromadorea; Rhabditida; Rhabditidae. The record is from the annotation of a GenBank genome assembly.
AUGGCAGACGAAGCGAUUUUUCAGGUUUUCAAAGGGGUAGCCCUGUUCCUGUUAGUGAUCUGGACGGUGAUCGCGAAUGCUCUCGUUUUCGUGGUUCUCAAGAAGAAUCCCCGGCUACAAACAGUGCCAAAUUUAUUGGUGGGUAACUUGGCGUUCAGUGAUUUAUGCCUGGGGUUGAUUGUGUUGCCGUUGUCGUCGAUUUACGCCAUCGCUCGAGAAUGGCUCUUUCCCGAGAUGCUGUGCGAGAUCUUUGUAUCAGCCGACAUCCUUUGCUCAACAGCUUCCAUUUGGAAUCUUUGCAUUGUGGGACUGGAUCGAUACUGGGCGAUCACCUCGCCUGUGGCAUAUAUGAGCAAAAGAAACAAGAAAACAGCCGGCAUAAUGAUUCUUUCUGUUUGGAUCUUCUCUUCACUCAUCUCAUUGGCGCCACUUCUCGGCUGGAAACAAGUAGCUCCCGAUGGGAACAUGGUUCAGGACAAAAACGGGACUUGGCAAUGCACAUUUCUCGAUUUACCCUCAUAUACAGUGUAUUCAGCAACGGGUUCUUUCUUCAUUCCACUCUUGGUGAUGUUUUUCGUGUACUUCAAAAUCUAUCAAGCUUUUGCCAAGCAUCGUGCCCGGCAAAUCUAUCGUCAAAAGGUGAUUCGGAAACACAUUGAAUCAACGAUUCUUCACGAGAUUUCCCAUGUUUUGCCGACUUCCGAUGAGUUCGCAAAAGAGGAAGAAGAUGAGGAUGAGAGUUCGAGUUCCGACGAGGUUGAGAACGGGAUGGCGAAUAAUGAUGCGAUACCUGAAGAGGAUGAGUUGGAAGCUGAAAGUAGUGGUCGAGAGGAGAGAAGUGAAGAAACACAGCACACAACAGCCGGCUCAUCUACAGCAGCCUCGAUACCUUCAAGCAAAAAAGAAGUAUCGAUAGCUCGAAGUCUACCGCCGAUCAGUGAUCGAUCAAAGCGGAAAAUGGAGGCGAAACCGGUGAAGAGUGUGGUGAUGAUAAGCUACGAGAAAGUGAAAAGACACAAAAUACGAAAAGAGCGAAUGUAUCGCAAAUCUCUACAACGAAAGCCGAAGGCAAUCUCGGCUGCGAAAGAACGAAGAGGAGUGAAAGUGUUGGGGAUCAUUCUUGGAUGUUUCACGAUUUGUUGGACUCCAUUCUUUAUAAUGUAUGUGGCUGUGCAAUUCUGCAAAGACACAUGCCAAGUGAAUCCCCACAUCGAAAUGUUCAUUACCUGGCUUGGGUACUCGAAUUCCGCGAUGAAUCCCAUUAUCUACACGGUCUUCAAUCGAGACUAUCAGAUCGCGUUGAAGAGACUUUUCGUGGGCGAUAAGGGGAAACCGGCAGGACUCGGAGGACUCGGAGGGGGAAUUCGGGCCUUG